UUGAUGCACUAUAGCGCCACAUUCGUCGUACAGCGUAUGCGCUAGACGGCGGUGGACCUGGUUGGUUCCGUUUCGGUACACGAGAUUGAAAUAGUUUUCGAAUGGUCUUCUUAUUUUAAGGAUUCAUAUUUAAUGAUAAUUUCGUCAUACAUUUAUUCGUUAAUAGCUGAGCUGCUUGCCGUUUUUGACCGGACAAGAAAACAGUACUCCAAGUGUGAGCUACAGCCUGUCUGGUGAGACUGAGAUAGGCUAGCAUCAGACUGGCCUGGCCGUUCCGUGCGCCAGGAUGCAGGGGGCGGAAGGGGCUGAGGCCCCGGGAGGGGGGACAGUUGAGGACGACAUGGCGGAGGGUGAUCUGGGGGACGGGGGGGGGCUCCGGUCUGAGGCAACCUCCAGGACAACUCGGCCCAGCCGGGGUAGUGUGGAGGAGCAGCUGCCCCGGUCGGGGCUCCGUAGGGGAGACAGCCAAGGAAGCGAGGCAGCCUUCACCUGGACGUCCUGCCGAAGUCUGAACACAACGUUCAAGGAGGAGCUUGAAGGGUGUCAAGCAUCUCUGUUUUGGAGAGAUACAGGCAGAGAUACAGAGCCCCUGAGUGACCUGAGCAGUGAGCAGCUGAGGCACAAGGUGCAGGAUCUGUCUGAGGAGGUGGCGCUACUCCGCUGUGAGCUAGAGGUGAAGCAUCGACACCUUGAAGGAAAACAGGAAGCUCUGAAGAUCCUGCAGGGACAGGCCAUCCUGGACAAGGCCACUUCGCACAGCAGGAGGCUGCAGCUGAAGAGUGAAGAGAGGACCAAGGCCUUAGAGAAGGAAGUGAAUGUGCUGCAGUGGGAGAUCAUGUUCAACCAGGACCAGUUCAAGAACUGUGCACAGUCAUGGGAUCACAAGCACAACAGGGUCUGCUCUGAGAACCAGGCCCUGAGUGACAGCUUGGCCCAGCGGGGGGCGGAGCUACAGGCCCUGAGGUCUGAGAAUUACACUCUCAGCCAGCAGUGUCUGGAGCUGGUGGCCACGUUGGGGGUCAGAGAGCAGAGGGCAAUCCAGGGGACCAGGCUUCUCUGUGGCCAGGCAGGAGAGGCUGAUACCCUGGAGGUGAGGGAGGCAGGAGAGGCUGACACCCUGGAGUCGGCGGUGUUGGGGGCGUGUCUGUGCCGUGCGGAGAGGGAGCCCUGCCCUUGUGCCCGUACCGCCAAGAAACACCUGCUGCAGCUCACACAGGAAGUGGAGUCCCAGAGCAGGAGGAGGGAAGAGGCUGUGAUGGUUGCGGAUGCUUUUAGAAUCGCCUUUGAACAGCAGCUGCAGAGAAGGAGUGAUCACUUCCUGCUUUUGGCUGACACAGACAGGAAGUUCCACUCACACAAGACUGAAGGAGGUGUGAGUAAGAGCAACUCGUCCGGUGUGGGCCAGAGACUGAGAGCCCUGCUGCCUUCCAGCGCUGAGGGCCGGAGGCUCCACCCCCCCAUCGAUACCCUGCACAGCCUGCUGGACAAGUUGAAUGAUAAGGAGGAGGCGUUAGCCCACCAGAGGAAGGUUAUCCUCAUGCUUGCUCACAACGCAGACAAACUGGAGAGACGGCUGCAGAACCCCCCACACCAGGACACCAGACACUGUGCUGAUUCCGGUCAACACAUUUUAAACCAUGCCCAGGAUCCAUGUCAGGGAACAACGUCAGACUCAAACCUCCAGCACGAUUUCAGAGGCCAGGACAGCACCAAACAUAUCCUAGAGUCAGGUCUUGAUACUGGGGGACCCAUCAGCAGAGAGGGGGGUAGUGGAUGAUGCUGGGUGACUCAUCAGCAGAGAGGGGGGUAGUGGAUGAUGCUUGGUGGACAGAUGGAUGAAGGUGUGUCAUUGCCCGACAAGAGGAGAUGUGGUAGAAGAUCAUGAUCAUAUUAGAGCCUUUAAAAAUUGUUUACAUGCCCGAAGGUAAAUUGAAGUUGCCCUAUGUUAUAUAACUUUCUGAAAUCAUGUUUUUGUUUCACCAUAAAGUUUCCACCUAUUCAUGUCCUGCCAUAUAUAUAUACAAUACACUUUUUCCAGACACAGAAUUUUUUUGAAAAAAAUGUUAACAAACUAAAAGUUGGCAUCAAUGGAGAGACUGACCUAUUGCUUUUGUUCAGUAGAAUAUCAUUUUCAGUUUUUUAUACAUGAUUAUGGCAACUAUUACUUAAACUGACGGAUGGUUGUGUUGGGCCAGGAGUCCUGUUAGCCUAUAUCAAAAGCAUUGUAUGUCAUGUAAAUGUCAGGGACAUAAAAUAAAUGAUGUAUUAAUCUCUCUAACUCCUUUUUAAUGGAACAAUUGUCUGUGCCAAUCAAAUCUUCACGUCACUAAUAAAUGUGUAUUCCCUCC
Messenger RNA from Hypomesus transpacificus, 2348 nucleotides. RefSeq names its product coiled-coil domain containing 125 (gene ccdc125). The transcript has 12 exons. Gene Ontology annotation, biological process: negative regulation of Rho protein signal transduction; negative regulation of cell motility. The record is from RefSeq and is a predicted model, not a curated record. Bases 287 to 1777 code for a protein of 496 amino acids. Lineage: Eukaryota; Metazoa; Chordata; Actinopteri; Osmeriformes; Osmeridae. Gene Ontology annotation, cellular component: cytoplasm.